Messenger RNA from Gossypium arboreum, 4255 nucleotides. Its product is annotated as protein transport protein SEC31 homolog B. Gene Ontology annotation, molecular function: protein binding; structural molecule activity. The record is from RefSeq and is a predicted model, not a curated record. Lineage: Eukaryota; Viridiplantae; Streptophyta; Magnoliopsida; Malvales; Malvaceae. Gene Ontology annotation, cellular component: COPII vesicle coat; endoplasmic reticulum exit site. Gene Ontology annotation, biological process: endoplasmic reticulum to Golgi vesicle-mediated transport; intracellular protein transport; COPII-coated vesicle cargo loading. The transcript has 22 exons. The coding region runs from base 447 to 3782 and encodes 1111 amino acids.
UCCUACUAUCAUCGGAUUGGUCAAUAAUAUCAUGUCUGGACAAAUUAGCAACAAGUAUAAAUGUUCAAGUUUUACCUUUUACUUUAAAUUUUUAUUUUCAACUGAGAUCAUUAAAAAAAAAAAAAAAAAAAGUCUUGCCCUCUCAGACUUUCGAGUGGAUCGAUUCCGUACAAUGAAAACCCAAAAUCUAGUCUCCCUCCCGCCUCCUAGUCUUACUCCUUGUCCUCGUCCUGCAUCUCUCUGAAUUCACAAAACAUAUCAAAACCUAAUUCUCCGAGUUCUCUCCAUCUUAAUCCAAAUCAGUUUUUUUCUUUGUAGUUAUUACGCUCCAAUCACUUACGCCCGAAUAAUUAUUACCCAUCUUUGUUUCUUUUUCACUGUAUCGACAGAUAUACUGACGGGCAUUUUUGGAGGAUAAGAAACCGUAAUUUUUGCAUUUUAGUCAUAUGGCGUAUAUAAAAUGGGUCAAUAGAUCGGCCUCAGUGGCACUGGCCCCGGACGCGCCGUACAUGGCGGCGGGGACAAUGGCUGGGGCGGUCGAUCUUUCCUUCAGCUCAUCGGCUAAUCUCGAGAUCUUCAAGCUUGAUUUACAGAGUGAAGAUCGGGAGCUUCCCGUGGUAGGUCAAUGCCCCAGCUCAGAGCGUUUUAACCGCCUUGCUUGGGGGAAGAACGGAUCCGGCUCCGACGAGUUUUCACUCGGGCUCAUUGCUGGUGGCCUCGUUGAUGGCAGCAUCCAUAUUUGGAAUCCGUUGACCUUGAUCCGCUCUGAGGCAAGUGAACAAGCUCUGGUUGGACAUCUUUCAAGGCACAAAGGGGCCGUUCGUGGUCUUGAGUUCAAUGCCAUUGCUCCAAAUUUACUAGCAUCUGGGGCAGAUGAUGGUGAAAUCUGCAUCUGGGAUUUAGCAGCACCUGCACUACCCACCCAUUUUCCACCUCUUAAGGGUAGUGGUUCUGCCACUCAAGGUGAAAUCUCAUUUCUGUCUUGGAAUAGCAAGGUUCAACAUAUAUUGGCAUCAACUUCAUAUAACGGAACUACUGUUGUUUGGGACUUGAAGAAGCAAAAACCAGUGAUAAGUUUUGCAGAUUCAGUAAGAAGGCGAUGUUCUGUUCUGCAGUGGCAUCCUGAUGUUGCCACUCAACUUGUUGUUGCAUCCGAUGAUGAUGGUUCACCUGCCCUUAGGCUUUGGGAUAUGCGGAACAUAAUGUCACCAGUGAAGGAGUUUCUAGGGCAUACAAAAGGUGUAAUUACAAUGGCAUGGUGUCCCUCUGACAGCUCUUAUUUGCUCACUUGUGCAAAAGAUAAUCAUACUAUUUGUUGGGAUACGGUUACUGGAGAGAUUGUCUGUGAAUUGCCUGCUGGUAACAACUGGAACUUUGAUGUGCACUGGUAUCCGAAGAUGCCUGGAAUUAUAUCAGCAUCUUCCUUUGAUGGCAAAAUUGGCAUUUACAAUAUUGAGGGUUGCAGCCGAUACAGUGUUAGGGAGCUUGAUUUUGGUGCAGCGUCUUUGAGAGCUCCAAAAUGGUAUAAACGUCCUGUUGGAGCAUCUUUUGGUUUUGGAGGAAAAGUUGUCUCUUUUCGCCCUUGUUUAUCUGGUUUAGGUAGUUCUGCAUCAUCAGAGGUUUUCAUGUAUAACUUAGUUCCUGAAGAAAGUCUUGUCAGCCGUUCAUCUGAAUUUGAAUCUGCAAUACUGAAUGGGGAGAGGUCUUCACUAAGGGUUUUAUGUGAGAAGAAAUCCUAUGAGUCUGAAUCUCAGGAUGAUCGAGAAACAUGGGGCUUCUUAAAGGUGAUGUUUGAAGAUGACGGGACUGUGAGGACAAAGUUGCUCAUGCAUCUUGGUUUUAGUUUAACUGCAGAAGAAAAAGAUACUGUACAAGAUGACCGCUCUUGGAGUGUGAAUGAGACUACACAUGAGGAUAAAGUGGAAGAAAAAAGGGGCUAUGGGGGAGAGAAAGAAGCUACCCUCUUUGCAGCUGAUAAUGGGGAAGAUUUCUUCAAUAAUCUUCCAAGUCCCAAAGCUGAUACACCUGUUUCAACUUCCGAAAAUAGUUUUGCUGUUGAGAGCACAGUUCCUGGUGCAGAUCUAAUACCUCAAGAAUCAGACGGACUGGAGGAAAGUGCAGAUGCAUCAUUUGAUGAUGCUGUUCAACGUGCUUUGGUGGUGGGUGACUACAAAGGGGCAGUCGAGCAGUGCAUUGCUGCGAAUAAAAUCUCUGAUGCUUUAGUUAUUGCUCAUGUUGGUGGUUCUUCCUUAUGGGAGAGCACACGUGAUCAAUAUCUUAAGAUGAGCCGUUCACCAUACCUCAAGGUUGUCUCUGCAAUGGUGAACAAUAAUCUCACAAGCCUUGUAAACUCUAGGCCUUUGAAAUUUUGGAAAGAAACAUUGGCACUCCUCUGUACGUUUGCCCAGGGAGAGAAAUGGGCUGUACUCUGUGAUAUGCUUGCUACAAAACUAAUGGUUGCGGGUAAAACUCUGGCAGCGACUCUCUGUUAUAUAUGUGCAGGAAAUAUUGAUAAAACCGUAGAGAUUUGGUCAAGUUGCUUGACAACUGAAAAUGAUGGGAAAUCUUAUGUUGAUCUUCUUCAGGAUUUGAUGGAAAAAACGAUUGUUCUUGCUUUGGCAACUGGCCAGAAGCGAUUUGGUGCAUCUCUAUGCAAGCUUGUUGAGAAAUAUGCUGAAAUUUUGGCUAGUCAAGGACUCAUAACGACAGCAAUGGGGUAUUUGAAACUCUUCGGGUCUGAUGAGCUUUCACCUGAACUUGUGAUCUUAAAAGAUCGUAUUGCAUUUUCUACAGUACAUGAGAAAGAAACCAGUUCUUCUGUUUUUGGUAACUCUCAUCCCGCAAGUGGACCAGAGUUUGAGCCUUCACAACAGGAGUUAGCUACAUCGCAAAUUCAUGCAAGUGUUCCUGAUAGUGCUUAUGAUGAAAAUUAUCAACACUCUUUUUCUUCAUAUGGAGGGUAUGCACCUCCUGCCUUGUAUCAACCUCAACCACUGCCUGCUAAUACUUUUGUUCCUACCACAGCUCCUCAAUUUUCCUCGGCAAAUUUUGCUCCUUCACCUGGCACCACUCAGCCUACUGUUAGACCCUUUGUUCCUUCAAAUCCUCCUGUUCUAAGAAAUGCUGAUAAAUAUCAGCAGCCAACUACCCUGGGUUCUCAGUUAUAUCCUGGUGGUGCCUACCCUACGUAUCCUUUACCCUGUGGGGCCGGGUCUCUUGCAUCUGUCCCAUCACCAAUGGGAUCUAUUCCUGGCCCAAAAGUGUCCCAAGUUGUAGCUCCCACCUCAACGCCUAGGGGAUUUAUGCCAGUAACUAACCCACCUGUUGUUCAAAGACCAGGGAUGGGCCCAAUGCAACCACCCAGCCCUACACAAUCGACACCAGUACAACCAGCUGCAGCACCUGCUGCCCCUCCACCAACUGUGCAGACUGUUGAUACUUCAAAUGUACCUGCUCACCAGAAGCCUGUAAUCACAACCUUAACUAGACUUUUUAACGAGACAUCUCAAGCACUGGGUGCCUCACGUGCAAACCCAGCUAAGAAGCGUGAAAUAGAGGACAAUUCAAGGAAAAUAGGUGCCUUAUUUGCCAAACUCAACGGUGGAGACAUUUCAAAAAAUGCUUCUGAUAAGCUCAUUCAGCUUUGCCAGGCUUUGGACAAUAAUGAUUUUGGCACAGCUCUGCAAGUCCAGGUUCUUCUUACCACUAGCGAGUGGGAUGAGUGCAACUUUUGGCUUGCAACUCUGAAGCGGAUGAUUGAGACAAGGCAGAAUGUAAGAUGAGGUAGAUGGAUGUGAAAGGGAGGGCAUAAAAUCUGCAAUUAUUGGAACCCCCCCCCCCCCGGGUCUGCUUUUAUUUUUUCCUCAACAUACUUGGGGGCAGGGUACUGAUGAGCCCUUUGAUGUACACAAGAAAUGCGGCAUCUCUUUGAUUGCGGUGCAGAGGAUAUUCUUGGUUACUUCACUGCUAUAUAUUGACGACUUUGCCUCUCAUAUACUAGUCCGUUGUCAAAGCAAGUUAGUGGGAAUAGUUGCGGUGCAGAGGAUUUUUUUGUUUAUUACACAUUUUGAUAUUAGUGGCAUUUAUAAGUAGAGUAGAGUUGGCUUAUUUAGUUCGGUUGUCUUUCUUUUUUGUUUCUUUCGGGGAGGGCGGAGCGAAUUGGAUCUGACAAGCUUUUCCUGUGUUUGGUUUGUGCGUGGUAGUUAGAUGUACAACCCUUUAGCUUUUUUGUUAUCAAAACAGAAAAUUACAAAAA